GCCGAGCGCUGGUGAAUGUGUCGGAUGCUGAAGGCAACGCUCACACCGCGCGAAUCCUGCUGGAUAACGGGAGUACGACUAACCUUAUAUCACAGGAGUUGGCUCGUAAACUUAAUAUUUCCACCUAUACAGUCGAGUCUAAGGAAUCGAGUUCUACCACCAAGCUCAGAGUCGUCUUCGAUGCAUCAGCGACCACAUCAUCAGGCAAAUCCUUUAACCAAAUUCAGAUGGUAGGUGCUCAGUUACAAGACGAUUUAUUAACAAUCUUACUCAGAUUUCGACAACAUCAGAUUGUUGUAUGUGCAGACAUCGAGAAGAUGUACAGGCAGACAAGGCUCGAUGACGUAUUUCGGCCUUUACAAUUGAUUCUUUGGAGGGCGGAGCCUUCUCAUCAGUUAAAAACAUAUUCCUUAAAUACGGUGACCUAUGGCACCGCAUCGGCGCCUUUCCUGGCAACUAGAUGCUUAUUACGACUAGCUGAAGAAUGCAGCGAUUUGUCAACGCAGUUUACAAUAGCGCAUGAUUAUUAUGUUGAUGACUACCUUUCAGGCGGGUCAUCUGUUGUGGAGGUGUUGGAGAAGUGUAGUAAGGUCAUCGCAGCUCUUCAGACUGCUAAGUACAAUCUGCGCAAGUGGCGGUCUAAUUCAUCUGAGGUGCUAGAAGGUCUUUGCCAAGAUCAUAUUAGUAGUAGUGAUUUCGUCGAUCUCAGUGAUAGUGAGACGUCUAAAACAUUAGGGCUGAACUGGAGGUGCUCAUCAGAUAUCUUUUCUUUUUCUGUGUCAAAUGCAACUUCCAGUAACAUUGCCACAAAACGUAAAAUUUUGUCUGUCAUUGCUCAGAUUUUUGAUCCCAUUGGCUUAGUUGUUCCCUGCAUAGUGGAAGCCAAGAUCAUCAUGCAGCAACUGUGGCUUGCAAAGUGUUCCUGGGAUGAGCCUGUUCCCGAACAUAUUCAGCUUUCAUGGGACAGCUUUCAAAAUAGCUUACCUUUUUUAAAUGAUUUCAGGAUACCUCGGUGGAUCACGUGUGAACUAUCAUCGUCUGUGCAGUUGCAUGUGUUCACCGACGCGUCUGAAAGGGCGUAUGGUGCUUGUUUGUAUGUCCGCAGCGUAUCGCUUAGUGGUCCAGAACGCUAACGUGAACAACUUGCAGCGGUUCCGUCGCAUCGAAUGUUUAAAGCAACAUUUCUGGUCACGCUUCUCACAUGAGUACAUUUUGUGGCUCCAACAACGAACCAAAUGGCUCCGAUCGUCAGGGGAACUUACAGAAGGAACCCUUGUCGUCAUUAAGGAUAAAGGCUCACCUCCUCUGUUAUGGCUUUUAGGACGGAUCGUUAAGGUGCUUCCUGGUAGAGACGGCAUUGCACGAGUCGCCGACAUCCGCACACGUAAGGGUGUCAUUCGGCGAGCGUUCAACACAAUUUGCCCGUUACCCGUCGCCACUGCUGUUGAAGACACUUCAACGGGGGGAGUAUGUUGAGUCGUCCCACUCGCCUCAACCGCGUCCACGACAAGUGGGGGCGACUGUGACGUCGUGGUGCAACGGCUCGCCGCGAAUCGCCGAGUCCAGAGGUCAAGACUUGCUUAUGCGCACCGGCCGCGCGCACGCGUUCUUUAGUUCUUAUAUGUACUUAAACUUUCAUUCGUAUUUGCUUAAUUGUACCUAUAUUGUUAUUCUUAAAAGUCAUUAUACGUAUUCACAUAUUAUACAGUCCACGCUUAUUAUUUACUCCACCUGCUGAGCUAUCGUCGCAACAGA
Molecule: messenger RNA, 1755 nt
Organism: Helicoverpa armigera (cotton bollworm)
Lineage: Eukaryota; Metazoa; Arthropoda; Insecta; Lepidoptera; Noctuidae
Exons: 4
Coding region: 228-1133 (301 amino acids)
Source: RefSeq, a predicted model, not a curated record